UUGUAAACAAAGAUGGCGUCCAGCAGAAGCAGCUUCGUUCCGUGAGCGACGUUUCUUCUCUUUAAAACUUUCACUGGAUGAAACAUCAGCUUCACGGUAUCAUAUAAACACAAAAUAUAGUUAGCUUAGCUUCUUAGCUUCAGAUAAACGGACAAGGACGCCGCACAACUACCUGUGAGACUGACUGAUCGAGACCAACGUGUGUUUUCACUGGGUUCAUCCGGAGAAAAGGUGAUUUUAUUGUGUGAAAAUGUCGAAAAAAGUCCUAACGCUGAGAGCUUUUGUCAACCAGCGACUAUGUGCGGCUGCAGAGGAGAUAUUUGGGCUGUUUGAAAGGACGAUAUCAGAGUACGAGGAGGAGAUUGAUCGGCAGCGCAGUUUGCUGCAGGACGCGCAGAAAGAUGAAGCUGUGUUUCCUGCAAAUGUCAAGAAGUCUACGGUGAUUAAACAGGUUCCCCCUGAGCAGCAGCAGCACUGGAGCCCCAGGCUGGACCAGGAGGACCCACCAGAGCCGCCACACGUUAAAGAGGAACAGGAGGAUCUCUGGACCAGUCAGGAGGGAGAGCAGCUUCCAGAGCUGGAGGAGGCUGAUCUCACCAAGUUCCCAUUCACUCUUGUCCCCAUGAAGAGUGAAGAAGAUGAUGAAGAGAAACCUCAGUCCUCACAGCUUCAUCAAACUGAAGAGAACAGAGAUGCAGAGCAUUUGAAAACAGAAACUGAUGGAGAGGACUGUGGAGGACCAGAACCAGCCAGGAACUUUAAUCCAGGUGGACAUUUACAGCCAGAUAAUAAGACUUCACUCUCCUCUGAGACUGAAGACCGUAGUGAUGUCCUGAAGCAGAGAAAGGAACGUCAGCCAGGUUUACAUACUCUGAAAAACAAUGAAGCAGGAUGUGAUGCUACCAAACAGUGUUUUAGCUGCUCAGAGUGUGGUAAAAGGUUCGACAGCAAGGACCAUCUGCAGAUCCACAUGAAAUGUCAUACCGGAGAGAAAACAUUUACUUGCCCAUUUUGUGGUAAAAAAUUUACAAAAAGCUCAAAUUUGACCACACACUUAAGAGUUCAUACGGGAGAGAAGCCGUUCACCUGCUCCGUGUGCAACACAAGUUUUAGUCUGCGUUGCACGUUGGUGAAUCACAUGAGAGUCCACACCGGGGAGAAACCCUUUAGCUGCUCCGUUUGUAGUAAAAGAUUUUCCAAAAAGGCCAAUUUGACCACACACAUGGCCCUCCACACUGAGGAGAAGCCGUUCAAAUGCAGUAUGUGUGACAAAAGAUUUACAUGGCAUUCGCAGGUCAAAAAUCACAAGUGUGUUGUUGACAGCAGCAGGUGAAGACGGAGAGCUGCUAGUUGAGCUUCAUCGAUCAGCAGUAACCAAAAACUGUAGUCACAUCACAAGAGGAUGUAUAUCUUUAUAGGUAUUUGGUAGUAGACGUUUUAACUACUUUAAAUGAGUGAGAUAAAGAGGAAGAGCGUUUCACUGAAGCCAAUGCAAUACGCAUCUUGAUGCAUAUCCAGCAAUCUGAGACAUUAAAGGGGGGAUAUCAGCGGUCACUAGCAGUGCAGUUUUAAGAUUGCAACCGGGCGUGUGCACGUACGCGUGCUUGAACCAUGGGCUUAAACCAGGGGUUCUUAACCUUUCUGGCAGUCCGACCCCUUUUUGAAGUAGAAAAUAUUCGUGCCUGACGUCAUUUGCGUUCUUUUCCAUUUUCCAAUCUAAUGAAUGGAGAGACGGGCCCUCAGUUGUGCUGACGGAAGUUUACAGGUGCUUGGAUUGUCCAGCGACAUCCUAAAAUAAUCCUUAAACCAUCGUUAAGACGAAGCCCCUGGACCAGCUGGUGGUCCUACCAGCGGCGUCUCCUCUUUCUGAGGGUCUCAUGUGCCCACACGGAUCUCCGUUUCCCCGUCUCCUGCGUCUUUGUACACCUCACACACUCAAACAUUGCCAGAGCAGACGCCCUCUGUUUGUCUGUUUAUUUUAAAGCUGAUGUUUUUAGCAACAAAAGACUCCUGUGACUUGUGAUCAAGUUUCUACUAAUAUGACAGUUCAGUACUUAGAAGCAACAACAUGCCGGCUGUGACUUUUCCCCAGACAUGUUCAGGCAAAAUGAAGUGAAGCUAGAUCAAUAUUGAAAUAUCAGAUCCAUAAAUUAGGUUUACUGUGGAUUACUGUGGUGCUGAAUGACUUGCAGUGAAUGAUAAACAUAAAAAGUUUUAGCGUAGUGAGUGGAAUUCUAUGAUAUUUUAUGAUUUACUAUUUAGUUGUUACCUACAGUAAUAUUGUAACUUAUCUCCAUGGUGCAAAUGCUUUUAUUUUAGUAAUGCAUAAUUAACAACAAGGAUUUAUUAACUUACACACAGCUGCUGCAACAGGCUGCUAGAACAAUUUGGAUGCAGUUAGUCGUUAAAAUCAUUAAAAAGCUUUAUUUGGCAGUCAGUGUUUUGAAAAAAUACUUUUUAUUGCACUUUACACAUUUCUAAAUACAUUUAAAAAGCACAAGGUGCUUUGUCUCUUUACAUUAUGCAGACCAACAUUCAGUUGCCAGUUCAUUUUAAAUUUAUAUUAUUUCUCUGGUUCUGGUUUGACUGGGGGGGGUUAGGGAGGGAGCGACACCAUGUGCUGUUCCACAACAGGUUCAGCAGGAAAAGCUUCCAGAGAGACGAGAUGACUCUGUUUUUAUUGUCGUUUGUUUCUGGCUGUGGUUUUCCGGAAAACCUUGUUUUGACACCUUAGAACCAACCUGAAACCUGAAACCUGCACACACCCAGUCUCAGGCAGCUGCUUCAGAGUUGACUUUUACUUUGACACCACUGCAGGACGUGCACAGUUUUUACCACCAAGAGCUCAUCACAUUGUAAAGGUUGUUACUGUUGGUUAAAUUCACUGUUCACAUCCAUUGGAUCGUAACUUAUUAGAUUUAUACUUACUGUGUUUUGUUUUGACCACUGUUGUAAAUUUAACUCUAUGAAUGAACUGGUAGCUGUUGUGCGAAGUGCUGAAUAAAUCAAAUGUACUGUUA
Molecule: messenger RNA, 3020 nt
Organism: Micropterus salmoides (largemouth bass)
Lineage: Eukaryota; Metazoa; Chordata; Actinopteri; Centrarchiformes; Centrarchidae
Product: zinc finger protein 454-like
Exons: 2
Coding region: 251-1333 (360 amino acids)
Biological process (GO): regulation of transcription by RNA polymerase II
Molecular function (GO): DNA-binding transcription factor activity; RNA polymerase II cis-regulatory region sequence-specific DNA binding
Source: RefSeq, a predicted model, not a curated record